Messenger RNA from Orycteropus afer afer, 1332 nucleotides. RefSeq names its product cytochrome P450 2B11. Gene Ontology annotation, cellular component: intracellular membrane-bounded organelle; cytoplasm. The transcript has 8 exons. Gene Ontology annotation, molecular function: oxidoreductase activity, acting on paired donors, with incorporation or reduction of molecular oxygen, reduced flavin or flavoprotein as one donor, and incorporation of one atom of oxygen; heme binding; iron ion binding. Lineage: Eukaryota; Metazoa; Chordata; Mammalia; Tubulidentata; Orycteropodidae. Gene Ontology annotation, biological process: xenobiotic metabolic process. The record is from RefSeq and is a predicted model, not a curated record. Bases 1 to 1332 code for a protein of 443 amino acids.
AUGGAACUUGGCGUUCUCCUCCUCCUUGCCCUCUUCACAGGCCUCUUACUUCUGUUGGCCAGGGGCCACCCCAAAGGCCAUGGCUGUCUCCCACCAGGUCCCCGGCCUCUGCCUUUCUUGGGGAACCUUCUGCAGAUGGACAGAAAAGGUCUGCUCAAGUCUUUCCUGAAGUUCCAAAAGAAAUACGGGGAUGUCUUUACUGUAUACCUGGGGCCGAGGCCUGUGGUCAUGCUGUGUGGGACAGAGACCUUGCGGGAGGCCCUGGUAGACCAAGCUGAGGCCUUCUCCGGCCGGGGGACAAUCGCCAGUGUUGAGCAAAUCUUCCAGGGAUACGGUGUGGUCUUUGCCAAUGGGGAACGCUGGAAAGCCCUCCGGAGAUUCUCUCUGGCUACCAUGAGAGACUUUGGGAUGGGUAAGCGGAGCGUGGAGGAACGGAUCCAGGAGGAGGCUCAGUGCUUGGUGGAGGAGCUGCGGAAAUCCAAGGGAGCCCUCCUGGACCCCACCUUCUUUUUCCACGCCAUCACCGCCAACAUCAUCUGCUCCAUUGUCUUUGGAAAACGCUUCCACUUCAAAGACCCCGAGUUCCUGCGGCUCCUGGCUAUGUUCUACCAGUCCUUCGCGCUGAUCAGUUCCUUCUCCAGCCAGGUAUUCGAGCUCUUCCCGGACUUCCUGAAGCACUUUCCCGGCCCUCACCGGCAAAUCCACAAAAACCUGCAGGAAAUCAAUGCCUUCAUCAGCCGCAGCGUGGAGGAGCACCGCGAAACCCUGGACCCCGGCGCGCCCCGGGACAUCAUCGAUACCUACCUGCUCCGCAUGGACAAAAAAGUCCAUAAGGAGAUCGAUCAGGUGAUUGGCUCACAUCGCCCUCCAGCUCUUGAUGACCGAGCCAAAAUGCCCUACACUGACGCAGUCAUCCAUGAGAUUCAGAGAUUCGGGGAUCUCCUCCCCAUUGGCAUUCCCCACAUAGUGACCAAAGACACUCACUUCCGAGGGUACAUCAUCCCCAAGGGCACUGAAGUCUUCCCCCUCCUGAGUACUGCCCUCCAUGACCCACAUUACUUUGAAAAACCAGAUGACUUCAACCCUGAUCACUUUCUGGAUGCCAAAGGGGCACUGAAGAAGAAUGAAGCUUUUAUCCCCUUCUCUAUAGGGAAACGGAUCUGUCUUGGUGAAGGCAUUGCCCGGACUGAGUUGUUCCUCUUCUUCACUACUGUGCUCCAGAACUUCUCUGUGACCAGCCCUGUGGCCCCUGAGGACAUUGACCUCACUCCUCAGGAGAGUGGUGUUGGGAAACUGCCCCCCAUAUACCAGAUACAAUUCCUGCCCCGCUGA